AUGGCGGAGUCCCUGCCGGUGCCCGGGCUGUCCCUGCGCGAGGAGCCGCUGCCCGGGCCCGGCGCGGGCGAGACGGAGGCGGAGCUCUCGCUCAGCCUGGCGCGCACCAAGACGCGCUCGUACGGGAGCACGGCCACCGUGGCGGCGCCGCUGGCCGAGCGCCACCUGGAGCACCGCCUCGGCCCCGGCGACACCCUGCAGGGCAUCGCGCUCAAGUACGGCGUGACGAUGGAACAAAUAAAAAGGGCUAAUAAACUGUUCACAAAUGACUGUAUAUUUCUGAGAAAAACAUUGAAUAUCCCAGUUAUGUCUGAGAAACCAUUGCUGUUUAAUGGACUUAACUCACUGGAGUCACCUGAGAAUGAAACUAACAGCCCCCCUUCUUGUGAAGAAAGACCAGUGAUAGUUCAAGAAGACAAUUCUUCACCUAGUCCUCCAGAUCUUGACAAUCAACUCCAUCCACCUGAAGAAUUAUCUGCCAAAGAUUUUCUACACAGACUCGAUUUGCAGAUUAAGCUGUCCAAACAGGCAGCUAAGAAAUUAAAAUCUGAAGAAAACAGGGAGGAAAAUGAAGAAAAUUCCUAUGCAACUUCCUAUCAGCAAGUAGAUGAAUGAAGAGCCAGAAUGAAAGCAGUUCUUAAAGAACUUAAUAUUUGAAGAUUCAAAAGCAAAUCUUUUGGAUUGAUUUAUUAUGGUGUACUUGUUACAAGUUGUAUAUAGGUAAUUCCACUGACUAUUUUUGCACUAAAUAAUUUGAUCUUCUGCCUUCCACAGGUCAGUGUCCUUUUCCUAUACAUUAAUAAAGAAAGUGAACUUUCUAAAACUAGCAAUUGCCUUCAUAUUUCUGCUAUGAAAACAUAGCAGAGUAGCAACAAUAUAUCCCUGAGACCACUUUGAUACAGGAUCUUUAGGAAACAGUUGUACAUUUUUAUAAAGUAUAAGAGGGAUUAAGCAUUUCUCAAAAUCAUAAUCAUGGAGUCUGGAGGCAAAUAAGCUUGUAAUGCAAAUUUUGAGUGUAUCAGAACUGACUGAUGUCACUGUGUGUGUGUAUGAUAUGUGUUCUUAAAAAUGAACCUGUUUUAGCCAAUUGUUUUGGGAAAAAAGGAUACUGGACUUUUAAAGUAUGUAUGGCAAGAUAUUUCUUUGGAAACUUGACUUAAAAAAACAAAGGGAAAAAGCUUAGUAAAAUGUAUUUUUCUUUGUGAAAGGGUAAUGUUGGAAUAUAGCUUUUUGUGUGCAAUAUAUGUAACUUUCAUGUAAUAAAUAUAAAAUGCACUUUAAGAAAGUGAUUUAUCUUUGUUACUCAGCCUAUCUAUAGAAAGCACAGAAUGUCUGGUCCUUUGCAAAUGCAUUUAAAAAUGUUUUCUGUUUCAUUUGAUGUAUUAAAAUUUCUGAAGCA
Molecule: messenger RNA, 1399 nt
Organism: Varanus komodoensis (Komodo dragon)
Lineage: Eukaryota; Metazoa; Chordata; Lepidosauria; Squamata; Varanidae
Gene: LYSMD2
Product: LysM domain containing 2
Exons: 3
Coding region: 1-615 (204 amino acids)
Source: RefSeq, a predicted model, not a curated record